Messenger RNA from Pygocentrus nattereri (red-bellied piranha), 532 nucleotides. It is a transcript of the gene fabp10a, whose product is annotated as fatty acid binding protein 10a, liver basic. Gene Ontology annotation, molecular function: fatty acid binding. The transcript is spliced from 4 exons. The coding region runs from base 87 to 467 and encodes 126 amino acids. NCBI's taxonomy places the organism in Eukaryota, Metazoa, Chordata, Actinopteri, Characiformes, Serrasalmidae. Gene Ontology annotation, cellular component: nucleus; cytosol. Gene Ontology annotation, biological process: fatty acid transport. The record is from RefSeq and is a predicted model, not a curated record.
GUUUGUGUGCCCUCUGCACGCUGUGCGGAGCUUCACGCAGGUGUCUCGAGCUUUAGCCUCUGGUGGUGAAGGGGACUUUGGCAGAAAUGGCCUUCAGCGGAACGUGGCAGGUUUACGCCCAGGAGAACUACGAGGAGUUCCUCAGGGCUAUCUCUCUGUCAGAGGAUAUCAUUAAAGUAGCCAAGGAUGUCAAACCAGUGACAGAGAUCCAGCAGACCGGCAACGACUUCGUCAUCACCUCCAAAACGCCUGGAAAAUCUGUCACCAACUCCUUCACCAUCGGCAAGGAGGCCGAAAUCAACACCAUGGAUGGAAAGAAGCUCAAGUGCACCGUGAAGAUGGAGGGAGGAAAACUUGUCUGUCAGACAGAGAGGUUCACACACAUUCAGGAGAUCAAGGGAGGAGAGAUGGUCGAGACCCUGACCGUUGGAGGGACCACCAUGAUCAGAAAGAGUAAAAAGGUGUGAUGUGACUCGUCCGGCUGAAAAGAUCUUAACAUCUAUUUAAAUAAAGUUGCCGUUUAUCAAAAUCA